This is a messenger RNA of Mustela erminea (ermine), 796 nucleotides long. It is a transcript of the gene TSPO, whose product is annotated as translocator protein. The record is from RefSeq and is a predicted model, not a curated record. Gene Ontology annotation, molecular function: cholesterol binding. Gene Ontology annotation, cellular component: membrane; endoplasmic reticulum. NCBI's taxonomy places the organism in Eukaryota, Metazoa, Chordata, Mammalia, Carnivora, Mustelidae. The coding region runs from base 95 to 781 and encodes 228 amino acids. The transcript is spliced from 2 exons.
GCUCCUACAUGGUCUGGAAAGAGCUUGGAGGCUUCUCGGAAGAGGCUGUGGUUCCCCUGGGUCUCUAUACCGGGCAGCUGGCCUUGAACUGGGCAUGGCCUCCCAUCUUCUUUGGCAGCCAACAAAUGGGUUGGGCACUGGUGGACCUCCUGCUGACGGGUGGGCUGGCAGGAGCCACGGCCGUGGCCUGGCACCGGGUGAGCCCGCCGGCCGCCCGCCUGCUCUACCCAUACCUGGCCUGGCUGGCCUUCGCAGCCGCCCUCAACUACUGCGUGUGGCGGGACAACCGAAGCUGGCGCGGGGGCCGGCGGCUCGGCGAAUGAAAGUGCACCGUCCUCCGCGGACCCCAGCUGCUGCCGAUCAGAUGCUGCCCGGGGUGGCGGCCCAUGUGCUUCUGUGGCCGCCCAGCCUGCGGGGUCUGUCGGGUCUCGGCCCCGGGGGUCACCACCGGCUGCAGAGGUGCCCCAGGCCGAGCCUCUAUGCCAGGAACGGCGUCCUGUGCUUCGUCCUGUGCUUCCUGCUCCGCUCCAAGUGCGCUCUCGGAACACGGGAGGCUAGAAGCCAAAUAAAGUUUGUAACCUCCUGGCCGUGGCUUUUUCACUUGGUGGGGGGACUCCUGGCUUUGGGGAGGGAGGAGUGCUUACCCCACUGCCAGAUGUGGUCAGCGCUUCACCAGUGCUUCUCGGGUCCCUCCCAAGACCCUCUGAGAGGCGGGGUGGCCUUCCUGGAGCAGAGCAGCUCAGGUUUGGCCUGGAGCCCACACCCAGGCUCUGCUGUGUAGACUGGUGCACAGCAG